AUGGUGUAUGGCACAAACCGGAAUCUUCUUGAAAUGUUCAGUACUCAUUUAUUUUUGCAGGUCACAAGCGGAGCACCCUACACAGUAUCCGCCCCGACAAACAGCAAUAUGGGAAAGUUUGCUAGACUGGCUCAGGCGUCACAUCUCUUGGGUCGUGUGAUGCGGCACAUUUGUGAUACUCAAGCCGACGCUCGGUUUCUAGAUGUCGAAAAGAGCUCGCUCGACCAAGCUUUACGUUCGCUAUUGGCACUUACUGUAGCGGAGGAGCAGCAGUGUGGUAUUGCAUACUGCUCACCAGUUGCUUUUGUAUCAAGUGCCUUACUUCUGCUUCAUUCAUAUUAUCGUGCGACUUCCACGGCCAUCAAUAAGGAAGAGACCGACUAUUCUUACGGCGAAGCAACCAAGCUCACAUCGAAAGUGACACUACCUAUUGCGCAACGCCUAAAAGAACCAACGUCUCCAAAUAUCCACACUCCGUGUCCAUUUUUAGUGGACUGGAUAUACCGAUCCGCAAUUGCGUAUCACGAUGUCCACCAGACGGAUGAUACAGACGCAAUCAAUGGCUAUGUUCAAACGAUGCGAGAGGCAAUGGAGGAGCUUGGUCGUUAUUGGGGCGUCGGAGGUAAUGUUUUUCCCUUAGCAGUCCGGCUAUCUUUGCAUCCAGUCCCUUGA
This is a messenger RNA of Penicillium brevicompactum, 672 nucleotides long. RefSeq lists its product as uncharacterized. Bases 1 to 672 code for a protein of 223 amino acids. NCBI's taxonomy places the organism in Eukaryota, Fungi, Ascomycota, Eurotiomycetes, Eurotiales, Aspergillaceae. The record is from RefSeq and is a predicted model, not a curated record. The transcript is spliced from 2 exons.